CAUGCGUACUCGCAAUGGCAGGAGAAGUGUCACUCGAUGCACUGCCAUACUUCGACCAAGGCUACGAAGAACCUGGCGUUCGUGAAGAGGCUGCUGCUCUUGUUGACGAAGAGACUCGACGCUACAGACCGACAAGGAACUACUUGGAAUAUCUUCCAGCUGUGCCUGAAGAUGCUUUCUUGUCUCCAGUUUUACGAGCCGAAUAUGAUCGGAUGAUGUCACGUCUACCUAUGGAGCUCUUAAGUAUGAAAAGAUAUGAGCUGCCACCUCCGCCUGCUGGACAGAAGAAUGACCUAAAAGCGUGGGCUGACAGCAUCAACAACUCAUCGGCACAGCUGCAACACCAAGCUACAAGGAUAAUGAACUUAGAAGUGAUGGCGAGAUUUGGUGCCAAUGCUUAUCGUGUACACAAUGAGUUUUUACAAAGGAUGGUAGAACAAGAGCAGAGACAGCUGCAAUCACUGCGAAUGCAAAUUCAAGAGAUCAACUGGCAGAGAAAGAGUGAGCAGACAAAGGCUGGAGCAGAAAUACAGCAACUGGAAAGCACUUGGUUCGCCUUGGUAUCUAAAAACUUUGAGAUAGAACGAGCUAUUGCUGAGCUGGAAGGGCAAAUACGAGAGGCAACAUUGUAUGAAGAGAUGCAAAAGCGACAGCAGCAAGAGGAAGGGCAGGAGCAAGAGGUGCAGGUGGAGGAGGAGAAGCAACAGGAUCUUGAACAAGAGCAAAGCUUGGAGCAAGAACAUGAGCAAACUCAAGAAGAAAUUGAAGAACAAGAAGAAGAAGAGCAGCAAGGGAGUGAACAAAGAGUGGAAGAGCAAGAACAGUCGGAUGUGCAGACAAACAGUUUGACAAUGAGUGAUGCAGUGGAGUAGCACGUAUGUAGCAUAGCUGCUUGGAUAUGAAAAUUUAGAGUAAGAAUUGAGAAAAACACCGAGAAA
Molecule: messenger RNA, 938 nt
Organism: Corticium candelabrum
Lineage: Eukaryota; Metazoa; Porifera; Homoscleromorpha; Homosclerophorida; Plakinidae
Product: pre-mRNA-splicing factor SPF27-like
Exons: 8
Coding region: 15-872 (285 amino acids)
Biological process (GO): mRNA processing
Cellular component (GO): precatalytic spliceosome; Prp19 complex; catalytic step 2 spliceosome
Source: RefSeq, a predicted model, not a curated record